AAAGAUCAAUCACACAAAGCCCAUUUCUCUCUCUCUAUCUCUCCUUCCUUCAAACAAAAGGAAGCAUAGCAUUACCUGAACACUCAACGCAAUGGAGGAAAAUCCAGAAGAUACCAUCACAGAAGAAAGAGAGGAUCUCAUGAUAUCACCCUCUGGUAAAAACCCAACUAGAAGACCAGCCCAUUUCCUAAAACCCUCGGUCACCUCCGUUGAAGGACCUGUAUUUCACCUUCCUUCAGGUACAUUUCUCUCUCCAACUUCAACUGAUGUCCCAUUGAAAGUGGAAUUCAAAGGGUGUCGAGAUCCUACCCGCACGUGGAAAUCUUGGUUUUAUCGAAUGCAUUCUAUUCACCAAUCCACUUGGAAAAAGGCCGGAAUCUACGAAGCCAUUGUCAAUUCCACUUACCAAAUCCGAGUAAACAGAGAAAUCGUUCUGGGUUUUGCGGAAAAAUGGUGUUCGGAUACAAACACGUUCGUGUUUGAUUGGGGAGAAGGUACUAUCACUCUGGAGGAUGUUUUGGUGUUGGGAGGGUAUUCUGUUUUGGGGAAAUCUGUUUUAACCCCUCUUGAAAACAGAGAGAUGGUUGAAAUCGACAAGAAAUUGAUGAAGGGACGGAUUGAAAUCUUAAAGAGUAAGGCUAAUAAAGCCGACCAGUCCACAUGGGCGAACCUUUUCAUGGGAAGUGGGAGCGAAAUUGAGCACGAAGCGUUUCUUGUCCUCUGGUUGUCCAGGCAUGUUUUCCCAUAUGGUUACAACGUGAUUAAUAGGAAUGUUCACAGUAUAGCAAUUCAUUUAGCCAGAGGGACGAGGAUCGCCCUUGCUCCCGCAGUUCUCUCGUGGCUUUAUCGAGACUUGAGGCAGUUGAAAAAUGCAUUACUUUCUAAAAGGAUGCGAAAAGUGGGGCUCAGACUGUGGGCUCCAUUGCAAAUGGUACAGAUUUGGGCUUGGGAGAGAUUUCUCACAUUGAGGCCUCAACCCAAUCCCCUUAAACCAGGUGAGCCAAGAAUGGCUAGGUGGAACAAGAUGAAGAAUAAGAAUAUUGAGAACGUGGGUAUGGCUCUAAACUCUGCCAGGGAAUGUUUCCAGUGGCGCCCUUACGCCAUUUCUGAGAAAAACUGGGUGUUUCCUAAGUUUUACAUAGAAAGAGAAGAGUGGGUAUCAGUUUGUUUGGGAAUGGAUAAGGAUUUUGAGUUAUUUGCUCGGUUUUUGAGGCCGAGUGAGUUGGUGGGUUUAGACUGCUUAGAAUGUUAUCUUCCUCAUCGUGUUGCCAUGCAAUUUGGGAUGGAUCAGGAUCUUCCUGGUUUGGUGGUUCGUUUGAAUGACACUGCUGAAAUUGCCUGGGAAAAUUACAGCAGGCCAAUUAAAAAUGGAAGGCUGUAUGUUCCUUCGAGGUUGUUUAAGUCAGAUGUAACGACUCGAUAUUUAGAGUGGUGGAAGCAAUCAAAGUUAGCUCAGAAUAAUGCAGUAAAGAGAGCCAAGGCAGAGAAGAGCAUCACCAAGAGUACGCGAAAACCACCCGAGGUUCCAAAGGGAAAGAAUGUGGAAAAUGAUGCCUUGGGCACUUCUACCAAGAGAGAGAGGUUCAAACCAGCGAAAUUAAGGAAUGAAAAGAGCAUCACCAACAGCCUGGUAAAAUCACUCCAGAUUCCAAAAGGAAAGAAGCGAAAGAGGGUUGAUAAAGAAGCAAAAUCUGUUGGAAAAGACAAACACAGACUUGGGGACAGUGCUGGAAAGAAAAAGUCUUGUGAUGGGAAGUGUUUGCCACAGCCUCAACCUCAAAUUCCUUCAUCUCUAACUGCGGAUAAUGGUGCUGGUAAAAAGAUGGAAUAUCAGGUGGAACACAGAGAAAAUACUUUGAGGGGCGAAGCAAUGAUGGGAGGAUCGCAUGGUCCCUCUGAAAAAGUGAUUGAGAGUCAUGUUGAAAUUCCAAGUGAUGAUGGGGUGAACAUUGGCAACAAUGGAAGGAAUAUCAGUACCCAAAGCACAAUUGAUGUACCAGGACUUGAAGCAAGAGUUAGCAAGCUUGAGACUGUGUUUGCUUGGCUGAAAGCGGAAAAAUUUGGAGUAAGGUCUAUUUAAGACCUAGCAAAGGAGAAAUCUAAUCAGAAUGCCUUACUUUGGCUUUGCCUAUUUUGUCUACUGUAGGACCCAGAUUCUGUUUGCUUGAUGAAAUAGAUACAGCAGAUCUUGUUCUCUAAUCGUGGUUUUAUUUUGUCUUGAAAAGUAUUUCAACUUCUAUUGGUUACUGUA
Rhododendron vialii is the source of this 2251-nucleotide messenger RNA. RefSeq lists its product as uncharacterized. The transcript is spliced from 2 exons. Bases 92 to 2080 code for a protein of 662 amino acids. Gene Ontology annotation, biological process: meristem maintenance; meristem development. Lineage: Eukaryota; Viridiplantae; Streptophyta; Magnoliopsida; Ericales; Ericaceae. The record is from RefSeq and is a predicted model, not a curated record.